AAGCUUAUAAAAGAUGAUGCUACAAAUACGAAUAAGGUUUUGAUAUAAAUUUAUUUCUUCCUUUCCCAUUAUAUGUACACGAGUAGAGGAAUUGAUAUAGGAACUGUUUGCAAUUUCUUUCUCUCUUUCUUCUCUCCCUCUCAAUCUUCUUCCAACUUUUUAUUGGACAAAAGGAAGACCGUUUCAGUUGCACUAUUGCACUGAUCUCUCUCUCUCUCUCUCUGUGGCUUGGUUUGUCUCUGUGUGUGUGUUUAUGUGUGUGCGUCCAACAUGAUUCCAACUUAUCACCAUUCAGUAUCUUCUGUUAUGCCUCUGGAUCUUAAUGAUGAUCAAAACCAUGACCUCUUCAGUCCAAAUCAUCACGCUUCCCCUUCAUUUUCUUCUCUAUCAUCAUACCCUAUACUCUUCAACCCACCUGUUCAAGAUCAAGAAGGAUCAUACUACCGGGAACCAACAAAGCCACACUUACCAAGUGAUGAAGAGGCAGAGAAGAUUAUUCCUUCUAGCGGAUCAUGGGAUCAUAAUUCAGCGGCAGAAAGUGAGCACAAGAUGACAGUUUGGAAGAAAGAAGAGAGGGAUGAAAAUUUUGAAGCAGCUUCUGAGGAUGGUUCGGUGAAGUGGAUGUCUUCAAAGAUGAGAAUGAUGCGGAAGAUGAUGGUGUCGGAUCAAACUGACGCAUAUGUAGCAGGCAAGUCUACGCACAAGUGUGAAGAUAAAAAACAAACAUUAUCACCGCUUGGAACUCAUAAUAGCAACAACAAUUAUUCAAACCACAGUACUAAUAACACUGUUAGGGUUUGCUCUGAUUGCCACACUACUAAGACUCCUCUCUGGAGGAGUGGACCAAAAGGCCCCAAGUCACUUUGCAACGCAUGUGGGAUUAGACAAAGGAAGGCCAGACGUGCCAUGGCAGCAGCAUCGGCAAAUGGAACAAUUCUUGUGAAAUCUGAGACAUCUCUGAAAGGAAAGAAGUUGCUGAAAAAAGAGAAGAAAUCUAGAAUUGAGUGUGCUCCACCACAGAUGAAAAAGAAGCGCAAGCUUGGAGCCAAGCCAUCCCAAAGUAGAAACAAGUUUGGUUUUGAGGAUUUGACGUUGCGCUUAAGUAAGAAGUUGGCUAUGCAUCAAGUUUUCCCUCAGGACGAGAAGGAGGCUGCGAUCUUGCUCAUGGCUUUAUCUUAUGGCCUUGUUCAUGGAUGAAUAUGCUAGCUAGCUAGAGCUACACCGAUUUUCUUUCAUCUUUAAUUAGGUUUUUUGUUUUUUUGUUUUUAUGUUUCUAUCUUCUUGUUUUGAUUAGAUCAUUAAUGUGUGAGAUCAAUGGUUUGCGUUCGAGAAGAGUAUUGUUGUGGAUGAUUUUGUGUACCCAGAAUAACUUAUGUUUGAUUUGAACAAGUAGAUGCCCGAAAAGCGUACUGGCCCUCCUUGUUCAUGGAUUUCCUAUUAUCUUUGCACGUUCAAUUAGUUUUUCAAGGGUUUUACGGU
Abrus precatorius (Indian licorice) is the source of this 1479-nucleotide messenger RNA. Its product is annotated as GATA transcription factor 21-like. Gene Ontology annotation, molecular function: zinc ion binding; sequence-specific DNA binding. NCBI's taxonomy places the organism in Eukaryota, Viridiplantae, Streptophyta, Magnoliopsida, Fabales, Fabaceae. The record is from RefSeq and is a predicted model, not a curated record. The transcript has 3 exons. Gene Ontology annotation, biological process: regulation of DNA-templated transcription. The coding region runs from base 271 to 1197 and encodes 308 amino acids.